Scomber scombrus (Atlantic mackerel) is the source of this 2223-nucleotide messenger RNA. RefSeq names its product ras-related protein Rab-11B-like. The transcript is spliced from 5 exons. Gene Ontology annotation, biological process: exocytosis. Gene Ontology annotation, molecular function: GTP binding; GTPase activity. The coding region runs from base 87 to 743 and encodes 218 amino acids. NCBI's taxonomy places the organism in Eukaryota, Metazoa, Chordata, Actinopteri, Scombriformes, Scombridae. The record is from RefSeq and is a predicted model, not a curated record. Gene Ontology annotation, cellular component: recycling endosome.
UAGUAGGAGGCUUUUAGCUGCCGGUGGAGAGUCUGUUGUUGUUUGUAGUAAAGUACUUUAAAAGUACCAAAAACUAGUUUUCAACAAUGGGAACACGAGACGAUGAAUACGACUACCUCUUCAAAGUCGUACUAAUCGGAGACUCUGGAGUGGGGAAGAGUAACCUGCUGUCCCGCUUCACAAGAAAUGAGUUCAACCUGGAGAGCAAGAGCACCAUUGGGGUGGAGUUUGCCACCCGCAGCAUCCAGGUGGACGGCAAGACGAUAAAGGCUCAAAUCUGGGACACAGCUGGACAGGAACGCUACAGAGCAAUCACCUCAGCGUAUUACCGGGGUGCAGUCGGAGCUCUCCUCGUUUACGACAUUGCCAAGCACUUGACAUAUGAGAAUGUGGAGCGCUGGCUGAAGGAGCUGAGGGACCACGCUGACAACAACAUCGUCAUCAUGCUGGUUGGAAACAAGAGCGACCUCCGCCACCUCAGGGCAGUGCCCACUGAUGAGGCCCGAGCUUUUGCAGAAAAGAACACAAUCUCAUUCAUUGAAACAUCAGCCUUGGACUCCACUAAUGUAGAAGAAUCUUUCAGGAACAUCCUCACAGAAAUCUACCGUAUUGUAUCUCAGAAGCAAAUAUCAGACAGAUCUGGAAACGAUGAUUCUCCAGGGAACAACGUAGUAGAUAUAAGUGUCCCCCCAACCAUGGACGGGCAGAGGGGCAACAAACUCCCGUGCUGCCAAAGCAUGUGAUACUCGUCUUUUUUGUUGGUUUUGACUUGUUGUCAGUCUUUCUUUUCACCUCUUCUUAACUGCAAGCGUCAUGCUGCUGGCGUCAUGAUACCCUCAUGGGUUCAGAAGUCUCUGACACCAGGACUCUUGUAGUAGACAUUCCUUUUUGCUGUUUUUUUUUCUUUGCUCACAUGUCCUCUUCUGAUUUCACAGCGGACCCUGUGUCUAAAUACGUUUAUGGCCUCAUAAUAGCUUUCAGAGGGAGGAGGUGAUUUUGCUUUUAUGAGGUUGAUCUUUUAUUUUAAUUAACUAGCCUACAUGGUCUCAUUGACCUGCUCCUGUUGAAGGAGUGGCGAGGGAUAAGUACUCAAAGUGAUUCUACUCUCCCCCUUUUCUCAGCACUGCACUGAUACAAAAUUUUGACAUGAUCUGCUACAGUGAAAUCUCAAUUUCAUGUCUGUUUGACCUAAUUCUGCCUAUCAUGUUAUAGCCAUGGAGAGGAGGAGAAACCCUUGGAGUACUAAUGUGUGCUCUGUCUGGAGUUUCUGGUUUAGUUUUACUCUUCCUCUUUGAGCCCUGUGCCAACUGUGGCAUGAAAUUGGCAUGAGCCAGGAGCCAGACUGGCUGUGACUGUCUGACUUAAUAUGGGCAAGUGUGAAACAAAUGAAGUGUAGGUUUUUAUUUGUGUGUGUGUGUGUGCGUGCAUGUGUGUGUGUGUUAAUCUUUGCGCACAAAGAUACCAAAGGAGACCAAUUAUAGUCAUUGAGUUUUGAGCUUUCUCCUUUUCAAGUGUGUUCAAGGCUGCUAAGAUUACCGAUCAUUGCUGUAUUUAGCAAACCAAUCCAGGCUUCUUGCAAAUAUGUGUAAUGUUAUAUUGCAGAAAUGAUGUUAUGAAUUGUGGUGAGUGAUUUCGUAUUUGUAAAACAAUAGUAUCAGCCUCAAACAAGCCCAAUGUGUAUUUCCUCUCUUGAGUAGGCUCAGGUCAUACUCUCUUUUAGCAGGUUGUCUCUUAAUGAAAACUGUUGUACUUUUGCACUUGUGUCCAAGAAUUUCAGUGGAACAAAUCAACUUUUUAUUAUUUAUCAACAUCUUUAUCAUUGAAACAUUGAUUAGUAAUGGAAACAGGGGCAGUUUGAAGGAAAAAAAUGCAAUAGAUGGGGUCCUUAUUGUUUUUAACAGGUUUCCUCUCAUAUACUUGAGCAAGCUCUGCUGUUAUUUCAAUGUGAUAUCUGUUAAGGGGAGUGGAUAAAGGUAUGUGUAAUCUGAAACUAUUUUCAAUGGAAAAUUAAGCCACUAAAAAUGCUCUUCACUCAACAUUUUCACUCCCGCAGCAUAAACGUUUGAAACUGAAAAUCAGUUUAAUGGCUGAAAUGCCUUUUUUCACCCAUCUGGUUGAAAUGCUUUCAUGUGUGAUUGAUUUGAUGCAUUACGUCUCAUGAUAUUUCACAUUUCUUCAAAAAAAUGUAAAGCCAGUAAAAUUAAACUUGUUUUGCUAAUUUUA